AUGGCAACGAACCACGAUGUCAUCUUUGGUAAGGGUAAUGGUCGGAAUCCUGGAAACCAGUAUUGGGUACACCUUGUCAGACAACAUUUGGAAGAGUACAAUCAAGCAACGAAUCGAAACGAGACACGGUCCAUCGCAAAGUCGGUCAUCUACAGUGUACAUCAGAAUGGCGGACGUUUCUUGAAGAAGAAUGGCAAGAAUGGGGGAUACUUGGAGAUGACAAAGGAAGAAAAAUUGCACAAAACAAGACAAUGCUUUGUCGAUCUGAACCAUCGAGGUGAAAAGAACCGAAACGAAGAACCGCCGUCAUCGAUUCAACUCGCACCGGACGAAGUUGCUGUAGCACCAGACGCUUCUACUAUUCUCCUUACACCAGAAGAGAGAUUGGAUCAACAAUUGCACAUUCGGCGCGAGACGCAACCAGAAGAGGUGUCCAAGACUUACAAUGCCCUUGCAGGGCUCCUUUUCAAAGAUGGAAAACUUGAAGAGGACCAAGAACUAUAUCAGGCAGCCAUCCGACAAUACCAAAAGGUACUUGCCAUCCAUUUGAAGGUACACGGCCCCGACCAUUCCGAAACUGCAGACACAUAUCACAAUAUUGGGCACGUCUUGUGCCAACAGGACAUGUCCGAGGAUGCCAUGGACCAAUAUAAGAAAGGGCUUGAGAUUAGAUUGAAGCUACAUGGGACUGAUCAUUUGUCAACUGCAGACUCUUACCAUUGCAUGGGAAUGGUCUUGUUCAAUCAGGCCCAGUACGAGGAAGCUAUGCAGCUGUAUCAAAAGGCGCUUGCGAUCAAAGUGAAGAUGCAGGAUGGACCAGAAGAUUCCUCCAUGGCAGCAUCACAUUACUGCAUUGGAAACGUCUUGCGCAAGCAAGGAAAGGAAAGGGCCGCACUAGAGAACUACCACAAAGCGCUUGCAAUCUUUUUGAAGGUUGAUGGGCGGCGGCAUCCAUCGACUGCGUCAACAUAUCACUCUAUUGGAGAAGCCUUGUGCAAUCAGGGCAACUAUGACGAUGCGAUGGACCAAUUCCAAAUCGCACUUGACAUCAAGUUCAAGCUCUACGGAACGACUCAUUCCUCGACUCUUUCAACAUACCGUUCCAUGGAAAACCUAUUGCGCAAGCAAGCCGAGUACAAGGAUACGCAAGUCAAUGCCAAUGUUCCUGAGCCAAGCGGUGAUACCACUCCACAAAACGGCAAUCCAGCUCGUCCACCGCUGCCCGCUCAGCAAACCAACAAUACUGUAGUUCACCAGCUUUUGCAAGCUCAGCUAAGCAUCCAUAAAGCCCAACAGGAUUUGCAAAUUCAACAAAGCACGAAUCCAUCCGAACCGCUCCAAGCCCAGCAAACCAACAAUACGGUCCUUCAACAGCUUUUGCAAGUUCAGCAAGACAUCAAUCGCGCCCUUCAACAUCUUUACAGUGGAUGA
Molecule: messenger RNA, 1431 nt
Organism: Cylindrotheca closterium
Lineage: Eukaryota; Bacillariophyta; Bacillariophyceae; Bacillariales; Bacillariaceae
Source: the annotation of a GenBank genome assembly